AUGCCAUGCACCCGAACGCUCUACUCACAACAUCAGCCUCCUCAUCCUGACCGAGGGUCUAUUGGAGCCAUCGUAGUACGCAUUUCACGAGAGAUGACGAGAAGUGCUCAACCGCGUCAGCUUGGCCUGGAGCGCUUGAACAGUGCCGUGCCCAGGUGUGACAUCUGGGAAGCCUGGCGAGAGUUUUUCCUCAGGCCGAGCUUGGGAUAG
Molecule: messenger RNA, 210 nt
Organism: Plenodomus lingam JN3
Lineage: Eukaryota; Fungi; Ascomycota; Dothideomycetes; Pleosporales; Leptosphaeriaceae
Source: RefSeq, a predicted model, not a curated record